AUGGAAACGCCGGCUGUGGACCUAGAUAACAUCAUCGACCGCUUGCUGGAGGUAAGAGGCUCCAAACCCGGCCAGCAAGUGGAUCUAGAGGAGCACGAAAUAAGAUUUCUGUGCUCGAAGGCACGGUCCAUUUUCAUCAAACAACCGAUUCUCUUGGAGCUAGAGGCUCCCAUCAAGAUAUGUGGUGACAUCCAUGGGCAAUACUACGAUCUACUGCGUCUUUUCGAGUACGGCGGGUUCCCACCAGAAAGCAACUACCUUUUCCUGGGCGACUACGUCGACCGUGGAAAACAAUCGCUGGAAACGAUCUGUUUGUUGCUGGCAUACAAAAUCAAAUAUCCAGAGAACUUCUUCAUUCUCAGAGGCAACCACGAGUGUGCCUCCAUCAACCGUAUCUACGGCUUCUACGACGAGUGCAAGCGUCGCUACAACAUCAAGCUGUGGAAGACCUUCACCGACUGUUUCAACUGUCUACCCAUCGCGGCCAUAAUCGACGAAAAAAUCUUCUGCAUGCACGGUGGGUUGUCGCCAGAUCUCAAUACCAUGGAACAAAUCAGACGCGUAAUGCGCCCCACCGACAUCCCCGACGUAGGCUUGCUGUGCGAUCUGUUGUGGUCCGACCCCGAUAAAGACAUUGUUGGGUGGUCCGAAAACGAUCGCGGGGUGUCAUUUACGUUCGGACCGGACGUGGUGAGCCGUUUCCUACAAAAGCAAGAUAUGGAACUGAUCUGCAGAGCCCAUCAGGUGGUGGAAGACGGCUACGAGUUUUUCAGCAAACGUCAACUUGUAACCCUCUUCAGUGCGCCCAACUACUGCGGUGAGUUCGAUAAUGCCGGUGCAAUGAUGAGUGUGGACGAAAGUCUCCUGUGCUCCUUCCAGAUUUUGAAACCGGCACAAAAGACUCUGCCUCGGCCCCAGGGUAAAAAGAAGAAAUAA
This is a messenger RNA of Lachancea meyersii CBS 8951, 936 nucleotides long. The record is from the annotation of a GenBank genome assembly. NCBI's taxonomy places the organism in Eukaryota, Fungi, Ascomycota, Saccharomycetes, Saccharomycetales, Saccharomycetaceae.